AUGGGGUCUUCUGGGAUACAGAUUGUGUGUGUCGUGCUGGCUCUUUUGGGCCUCAUUGCUGCUAUUGUGACCUGUGUCGUGCCCAGCUGGAAGGUGUCUUCCUUUACUGGCCAGAACAUCAUCACUGCACAGAGUGAGCAGAAGGGCCUGUGGAUGGAGUGUGUGGUGCAGAGCACAGGUCAGCAGCAGUGCAAGUCCUUCGACUCUCUGCUCAUCCUGGGCUCGGAGAUCCAGGCGUCACGCGCCAUGACCAUCAUCUGCUGUAUGCUGACCACGCUGGCCUUGCUGGCCCUGUUUGUGGGCGCAGACUUCACCAUCUGCCUGGAGAACGAGGAUGCCAAGCCCAAGGUGUGUCUGGUGACGGGCGUGGCCUUCCUCCUCGCUGGCCUCCUCCUCCUCAUCCCCGUCAGCUGGACCGCCAACAACGUGGUGAAGGACUUCAGCAACCCGCUGGUGUCCCCCAAAUGGGAGCUGGGGCCCUGCAUCUUCAUCGGCUGGGCCGGGGCAGUGCUCCUCCUGCUGGCCGGGGGCCUGCUCUGCUGCUUCAGCCGUCCCCACUCAGGAGGGUCCGGGGGGACAGCCCAAUACUUCAGCAACAGUGCCUCUGCCCCCAGCAAAAACUACGUCUAG
Messenger RNA from Electrophorus electricus (electric eel), 630 nucleotides. RefSeq names its product claudin i (gene cldni). Gene Ontology annotation, molecular function: structural molecule activity. NCBI's taxonomy places the organism in Eukaryota, Metazoa, Chordata, Actinopteri, Gymnotiformes, Gymnotidae. The record is from RefSeq and is a predicted model, not a curated record. Gene Ontology annotation, cellular component: bicellular tight junction; membrane.